This is a messenger RNA of Trypanosoma grayi, 1191 nucleotides long. RefSeq lists its product as hypothetical. The transcript has a single exon. The record is from RefSeq and is a predicted model, not a curated record. Bases 1 to 1191 code for a protein of 396 amino acids. NCBI's taxonomy places the organism in Eukaryota, Euglenozoa, Kinetoplastea, Trypanosomatida, Trypanosomatidae.
AUGAUGAUGAUGCGCUACGUGUUGUUUGUGUGUGUGCUCUGCGUGUGGUGUGCCUGUGGGUGUGAGGGAGAUGAAGCGGGAGCAGGUUCUGAUGGCCAUAAUUGCGGUACUUCGGGGAAGGAAAAAUGCCCAGGAGCAAAAAAUGGGUCUUUGGGGCCUAAUGAUCAAACGGCGAAUGUAGCGGCUCGUGGUGAUACCGAGGGAGGUGAUGAGCAGCUAGCUGUCGAUGAUCAAUUAUGCACAGCCGGUGAACCGGGCGAUGAAAAAAAAGUUCCGUGUGCGCCUAAGGCGGGGCCUACCGGCAGGAUAGUGAAUUCCCUCGCCGACGGCCAAUCUCCUGGUGGCGGAGGGCCGACAGGGCCCAAGGGGUCUAUCGUACUUUCUGGCAGUACCCCUGGGGUAACCGUAAAGGGAGACCCAGGUGGUAAUAGUGGUGGUGGUGGGGGAGGCACUGACCGGCUGGAAAAUACGGGUGUGGUCUGCACGGCUGGCGCAGCGAGCAGUACGAAUUGCCCAGAUACAGCUCAGCUACAGCAGACGCAACAGCAACAAUUAAACCACGUUGUGAAAGAUACUAAAGGUAGCACGGUGAAUGUAGGAGAGCACACGGGAAACACCCCCGUAGGUAAGGGGGUACGUGGGAACACACCUUCAGAGCAAGUCGAAACCAAUGGCGCUGGUGACACGGAUGAUAGUUGCGUGAAUGGAACACCCAAGGUAGCAGGUAAAGUUUGCAACACGAACGACAGCAAGACUAUUCAGACCUCUAAACGAGUGGAGGAAAAAGUCCAAACGCAAACUGAACAGACAUCUGAAGCAAAAGGAAACACCCCCGGCACCGUCGGUGAGAAAAAUGGCGCCCCAGCUUCUGGUGCCCCACCAUCUGCGCCAGACUCACCUGAGACUGAGAGCGCUGCUGAAGAUCACCCCAAUGGGGAGCCUGCUGAGAGUACUGCUCAGGCUGCAGUCGAACAAAGUGAUGCCGUGCAAUCGCAGACAUCUUCCGCCUCUACUUCCACGAGUGCCACAGAAGCCACAGGCAGCAGCCAGCCGGGCAGCAGUCCGUCGACCGACAAGGGUCAAGACCCGAAGGCUGCGGACAGCAGCAGCGGAGGUGCAAGCACCCACACAGGACCGCUGCUGCUGUUUGUGAUGUGGCUGGGUGGUCUGGCUAUGACUGCUGCGUGCUGA